UGCAUUAAGCUGUGGGUCGGAGGGUUCUACGUUUGUUUUCACCGAACAUAGAUCUUGUUGGAACUAGGUCAAACUUUGAAAGGUGUCUGAAAACUGUUUGAUUCUUUGUCGAGUAUGUUGAAAUCGCAGUGGUUUGGCCGAUAAUCAAACUUCUGAUAAUCAGUGAUGCGUGGUUGGCUGUGUGGGUGAUUUGGGUGAAAGCACACACAGUACGUACCAGGGGUGUAGGGAGCGAACCUACAGCUGGUGCUUUCUUUUGCCCACCAACAACUGAUCCAUAGUUGUUCACUUCUCAGCUGGCCCAGGCACGUCAAGCAGUUGAAUUAAACGCACGGAAGUCACGUCUAUUACGAGUUGUAAACAUGGUUGCCGAAGAAAUGAGAGUGUUCGGCGCUGCCGACUAUGCCGUAUUUGCGUGUGUUCUGUUAGUAUCUAGCGCUAUUGGUGUCUACCAUGCCCUGACCGGAGGAAAGCAGAAAACCACCAAGGAGUUUCUGAUGGCUGAUCGCAAUAUGAGUCCAAUUCCUGUUGCAGUGUCCCUAGUAGCCAGCUUCAUCUCGGCAAUAACCUUCCUGGGAACACCGGCAGAGAACUACACUCACGGCUGUAUGUUUUGGCUGUACGGAUUCGCCUACAUCGCUGCUGGGUUCUUUACGUCCAGGUGUUUCUUGCCAAUAUUUUUUAGGCUGGAUGUGACAAGCGCAUUUGAGUAUCUGGAGCUGAGGUUCAAUAAGGUCAUGCGAAUAUGUGGUAUGCUGACCUUCUUUCUACAAAUGGUCAUCUACAUGGGCAUUGUAAUCUAUGCGCCGGCUCUUGCUUUAAGUGCAGUUACUGGGCUGGAUCUGUGGGGUUCGGUCAUUGCCAUUGGACUUGUGUGUACAUUUUACACAACAAUUGGUGGAAUGAAAGCUGUGUUGUGGACUGAUGUGUUUCAAGUAACUAUCAUGAUGAGUGGUUUCCUUGCCCUUAUCAUUGCUGGCAGCAUUCGGGCUGGAGGCAUGGGAGAGGUCUGGUCAAUAGCCGAGAAAGGAGGACGCAUCGACUUCUUUAAUUUCGACCCAGAUCCUACAGUCCGUCACACCUUCUGGUCUGUAGUGGUUGGUGGCACUUUCACCUGGUCAGCCGUCUAUUGUGUCAACCAGGCACAGGUCCAACGCUACUUGACAUGCGGCAAAGAACCUGUGGCCCAAGUUGCCCUGUUGCUAGCUGUUAUUGGUAUGGUGGUAGUAGUUAGCCUUGCAUGCUUAGCUGGGCUAGUAAUGUAUGCUAACUAUGCUAACUGUGACCCACUUACACUUACAUCUGUGAAGUCAAGCGACCAGUUGAUUCCCUACUUUCUGAUGGACCUAUUUCACACCAGCCCUGGUCUACCAGGUCUAUUGGUUUCUGCUGUCUUCAGUGCUGCUCUUAGUACGGUAUCGUCUGGAUUGAACUCCUUAGCAGCAGUAACUGGUGAAGAUAUCGUCAAGACUAUCUGGCCAGACAUGGACGAGCUCAAAUACACCAAAGUCACAAAGUGCUUGGCUGCUACUUAUGGAAUUCUGUGUAUUGGAAUGGCAUUUGUGGCAUCAUUUCUUGGUGAUGUUCUCCAGGCAGCUCUGAGCAUCUUUGGAAUGAUUGGCGGACCUUUACUUGGACUCUUUAGCUUAGGAAUAUUCUUCCCUUGGGCCAAUUCAAAGGGUGCUUUAUUUGGACUGAUCUGUGGGUUGGCACUGUCCUUCUGGAUUGGGAUAGGUGCACAAGUAUACAAACCGUUUGUGCCCACGCCCGGUCUGAACGCCGACAAUUGCACUGCUUUAAAUGACACCAUGAUGACCACUGAGGACAUGAUGACCUCUCAGACCAUGAUGAUGAUGACGUCAUCGCUAGCUCCCACAGUAGAAGAGAGGCCAGCCAUCGCUGCGUUGUAUUCCGUGUCAUAUGCGUGGUAUAGUGCCAUCGCAUGGCUGACUGUCAUUAUUACCGGCCUGAUUGGCAGCUUUGCAACCGGUUAUACCAAACCAUCAGAGGUUGACCCCCGUCUGAUAUGUCCAGUGGUCGAUGCCAUGUAUUGCUGCCUGCCUGAAAAGUGGAAGGCUCCACUUCGAUGUGGGGUAGAGAAGCUCCAACCGGAUGAUGAUACUAAGGAGGGAGUUAAAGUCGUCAAUGCUGAGAAUGGGUUGGAGUUUAAAGCAGGGAGUGAGGUAAACCCGAACACUCAAUACAUGCAACCGCCGUAUCCAACGGAAAAAGAGUACAACACCAAGUUGUAAACAUCAGGUCGAACAAGAUAUUGAUGAUGUUUUGUGCAUUGCACAACAUACAUAUUGGUGGUUGGGCUACUUCAUCAGAUAAGAAAGUCCUGUAGUUUUAGUAACUAUAUAUGCUUCUAUCCGUUUAUGUUUUUGAAUUGUAUUAUGGGAAGAGGUGGUAGGUAAGCAUAAUUAUGACAACAUAAGUCAGAGUUACUGUUUUGUUACCAGGGAAAGCAUCUUAAAAUUGGGAUUUCUUUUAUUAAAAUAUUGGACGAAAAUUGUGUGAAACUUCCGGCGAAGCUUUUGAUAUACCUGCGUUGGUUCUAUUUCAACAAUAACAAGGAACCGAUUCCACCCUGUAUUUAAUGGCGAAUCGGUCUUUUAAGGUUGAGUAUUAUGUACUUAAACUAUUUUUCAUUCAAAUAGUGGUAUUGUGUCGCGUUCUACCCGGACCCGCUCCCCAUGUUAUUCAGCCUCGUUCGCAUGGGUUGAUCGAUCUCGCCCAAGGAUGCGUUGGAAUAAGUUCAUUAGUUUGCCAUAAUCUGGCACAUUUUUUAACUAGGCUCUAUCGACCACUAAGCAUGUUAACCGAGUCGUCACUAGUCAUCACGAGUAAAAGAAUAGCACUGGACCCCUCUAAUUAAAAUUUGAUCGGGUGAUAUGUAAAACUGAAUGCAGUUUCUGGUGACCAAGUAAAAUUGAGAUUAAUUUAAAAUGGAAUCGCGUGUACGGCACCUACAUGUAGCCCGAGCCCUAAAUGUAGCCUGACCUAAAUGUAGCCCAAACAUGUACCUAGAUGUAACCCGGACCUAAAUGUAGCUUCAAACAUGUCAUGUACCUACAUUUAGGGCUCGGGCUACAUUUAGGUGCCGCACAAUCGCAUCAGGAUUCUUGAAAUUUGACACGUAGGUGUGUAAAAGCAUUUUGAGCCCAAUUUUAUGAAGUCUGUGAGCACAAACCGUGCUUAGCACAUAAAUGCAUUGCUUUCAGAAAUGGGUUACCAGUCAAACUUGCAUUAAAAUAACAUUAUUGUGAUAGUUAUGCUUGAUAGUUUUAUGAUUGGCCCUGCAAGCAUUUAAAAUAUUGUUAACUAAGUGUUGUUCAGAGUAUAAUACUACUUUUGAUGAGACAAUCGGCGCUGUUUUUCAGAACAUCCUUUUCCAGGGGUCAGGGACAAGAUGAAUAAUUAGGAAAGCGACGUCACAAAACGAUGGCGACGUGCUGCAACGAUGUGAUAGUUCAACAAUUACUAGAAUCAGCUCAAAAAAGAAGAAAGAAAAUUAAUGCAGUAUAGACUUAGCUCAAA
This is a messenger RNA of Asterias rubens (European starfish), 3540 nucleotides long. Its product is annotated as sodium-coupled monocarboxylate transporter 1-like. Gene Ontology annotation, molecular function: symporter activity. Bases 363 to 2252 code for a protein of 629 amino acids. NCBI's taxonomy places the organism in Eukaryota, Metazoa, Echinodermata, Asteroidea, Forcipulatida, Asteriidae. Gene Ontology annotation, biological process: sodium ion transport; transmembrane transport. The record is from RefSeq and is a predicted model, not a curated record. The transcript is spliced from 15 exons. Gene Ontology annotation, cellular component: membrane.